Messenger RNA from Priapulus caudatus, 2075 nucleotides. Its product is annotated as serine/threonine-protein kinase S6KL-like. The record is from RefSeq and is a predicted model, not a curated record. Gene Ontology annotation, molecular function: protein serine/threonine kinase activity; ATP binding. Gene Ontology annotation, biological process: protein phosphorylation. NCBI's taxonomy places the organism in Eukaryota, Metazoa, Priapulida, Priapulimorpha, Priapulimorphida, Priapulidae.
UCACGCUGAUGAUUUGUGGGAUAGCGGAAUGGCGACGGCCACCGAAAGUUGUUUACCUUCCGUAGGAUUUCCCUACGUCUGCUUGUUAUGUUUUCCCGUGUACGUCUUCUGACGGCACGGAUGACGGAGUCCCGAACGAAAACGUGAUAUUAAUGAAUCUCAAAUAACAUACAUACUACGAGGCGAUGGGGAACAAACAAAAUAAAUUGUCCGACGAAAAGAAAUGGCACUCGAUGCCAGUUGUCGACUCGGUCAGCCAGAGUGGCAGUGUGCGAAGCACCGGGAGCCUAGGAAGCCUGGUGAAGGAAAAGUUUCGAAGCUGGGGAUCGAUACGCAGUCUUGGGUCGUUGAAGGGCUGGGGCGCACGUCGCUCAUCGUCCAAGGUUCUUGGACAGGUUGGACAAGGUGCCUUUGGUGAAGUUCUCAAAGUUGUCAAGCGAGACAGUGGUAAAAAAUUUGCGAUGAAAGUUUUGUCGAAGGCAGAAAUAUUCAGGGGGAAUGCUGUGCAGCAAUGCAAAGAUGAAGUAACAAUUCAGUGGAUGCUCGGACAUCAUCCCUUUAUCGUACAGAUAUUUCACUACUGGCAGAGCAGGAACAGUCUCUACAUCGUCUUCGAGUACAUGUCACAUGGAGAGAUGUUUGAGCUGUGGAAGAGGGAAGGCCGUUUCAGUGAAGAAGUGACCAGAGUCUAUUUGUCUGAGCUCUCCCUCGCACUCGACUAUCUACACAACUCCGGCGUCAUCUAUAGGGACAUAAAGAUGGAAAACAUUUUGCUCGAUAGAAACUGGAAUAUUCGACUGGUGGACUUUGGCUUGUCUAAAUGGUUGACCAAGGGCUCCAAGACACAAACCAUCUGUGGCACAUUAAUUUACAUGGCCCCAGAAGUGCUGAAUAUGGUGCAAUAUGAUCACAGAGCAGACUGGUGGUCCCUAGGAAUCCUCAUGUAUGCACUGCUGACUGGCGAGUAUCCAAUAUAUGGAGUGAAGCAUCAUGGCAAGAUGGCCGAUAUGGUGGACACGUUUAACUACUCCCUGGACAACUCCUACUCGAAGGACACACGGAAUUUACUCUCAAAACUGUUAUGCAAGAGUCCGGACAAGCGUCUACACACGCUGAAGGCUCUAAAGAAACAACCCUUCUUCAAGGGGUUCUGUUACGAAGACAUCCUCGCUAAGAAGAUCUCUCCGCGGAACAUGCUGCGAUGUGAGAAGUACAUGCGUGACAACGACAGCGACGUCUACAGGUAUCCGCAAACCUGUUAUGCAGAUGAUAAACUAAAUGGUAUAGGCGUGCAUCUUAAGUAUCCAAUAUAUGGAGUGAAGCAUCAUGGCAAGAUGGCCGAUUUGGUGGACACGUUUAACUACUCCCUGGACAACUCCUACUCGAAGGACACACGGAAUUUACUCUCAAAACUGUUAUGCAAGAGUCCGGACAAGCGUCUACACACGCUGAAGGCUCUAAAGAAACAACCCUUCUUCAAGGGGUUCUGUUACGAAGACAUCCUCGCUAAGAAGAUCUCUCCGCGGAACAUGCUGCGAUGUGAGAAGUACAUGCGUGACAACGACAGCGACGUCUACAGGACAACGUCGGAGGAAAGUGUCAUGCUCUGUGAUGGUGAACCCACCGUCAACCUACGCAGGGUCGAGUCCACAGUGACACGCCGGCAUAUACAGACGUUUGAGAGUCUUAAGAAGGCGAAUCUGCGACGAGCGUCAGCGCACAACAGCGCCCUCUAUAGCGACUACGACACGGCGCCUUACAACCGCAGCCGUAACCGUAGCAACAUCAAUCAGCUAUACGACGAGUUUCCCGAUCUCUCGACGCGCAUCGUCGCCGACGGGAGGGCGCCACCGACGUCGCUCGACGGGAGGGCGCCACCGACGUCGCUCGACGGGAGGGCGCCACCGACGUCGCUCGACGGGAGGGCGCCACUGACGUCGCUCGACGCGUGCAGGCAAGUUGUCGUCGCGUCCCCGCGCAUCAUUGAUUGCAGCUUGAGAAACCUCUGCGCGCUUCGCUGCGAGGCUAGGCGGAAAUGCAUUCGCGUUGUUGCGAGUCGCUGCAUUUUUUUGUAA